Molecule: messenger RNA, 913 nt
Organism: Nicotiana tabacum (common tobacco)
Lineage: Eukaryota; Viridiplantae; Streptophyta; Magnoliopsida; Solanales; Solanaceae
Source: RefSeq, a predicted model, not a curated record
UUUUUGGCUUCUUUCUCCGAUGUCAUCACAAAAGUCCAAAACAAACUACUCUCUCUUUCUCUAACCAAUAAAACUAAACUAUUUUCUUUUUCUCCUCCAUCCAAAUAAAGUACAUCUCUUCAAGCAGAAAGUACAACCAUCUAAGGCACUCUACCUUCACUCCAAAGCUCAAUUUCUUCAAAAAACAUGGCUUCCAAUUCAAGAUUCCAUUUGGGUAUUUUUCUUCUCUUCAUUUUACCCCCUUUUACCCUCUCUUUCAUUCUCAGCCCAUCACCACAGCCAGAACCAAAUCCCACAAUAUAUGAUAUUCUCCCAGAAUAUGGGCUUCCACGUGGCAUCUUCCCAGACACUGUGGAAUCCUUCAAUCUUGAUAAAGAUGGAAACUUUGAAGUUUUUUUGAAGACCCCUUGUUAUGUUGAGUUCGAAUACUUGGUUUAUUAUGCUGAAAAGAUUAGUGGGAAGCUAGGUAUUGGGUCAAUGACUGAGUUAAAAGGGAUUGAAUUGAAAAGAUUCUUUUUUUGGUUCAAUGUUAAUGAAAUUAGAGUUGAUUUGCCACCUUCUGAUAGUGUUUACUUUCAGAUUGGUUUUGUUAAUAAGAAGCUUGAUGUGAAUCAGUUUGAGACUAUUCAUUCUUGUAUGAACAAUGGAAUUUGGUUGAGCUCUUGUGGUGGAUCUUUGAGACAAGUUUUACAGCUUCCACCUCCUGUCAAUGAUAUGCAAAUGCUUAAUACUGAGUAAAUGGGACAAAUAUGCACCUCAAGCUAAAAGGAGCAAUGGCAAAUGUAUUAUUUACUUCACUUCUUGUGAAGUGAAGGUAAUAAAGGUUGAUCAACGUACAAGAACAUAUGAUCAAGUAAAGUUUCCACGGAUGUAUCAUUUAUAACAAGAUGUAUUAUAUUAGUUGAUGUAUAUA